AUGACGGAUGUUAAGAAGCAAGUCGUGCACCAUUCACAUGGCCCAGAGGAGAAAAUAGAAUGGGGCUCGACUGUUUCUAUUCACCCCAUGCCUCCUACACUACAAGGGCUUACAAGUGAAGAAAUUGCAUCUUUGGAAAACGCUCUGGUCAGAAAGCUGGACAUCCGACUUAUGCCGAUGCUGGUCUUGAUUUACAUCAUGAAUUAUCUCGAUAGGUACUGGUACUAUUUCAUACAAAUGUUCAAGCACAUCCUACCUAAUAAAAUAUUCAGAAAUGCGAUCGCAGCAGCCAAAUUAAGCGGAAUCACGGAGGAGCUAGGUCUGACUUCGGUUCAGUUCCAGACUUGUGUUAGCAUUCUAUUUGUCGGGUACAUCCUAAUGCAAGUCCCGUCCAAUUUAUUUUUGAAUAAAAUUGGAAAACCCGCACUUUAUCUUCCAACAUGCAUGAUAAUAUGGGGUAUCCUAUGCGGCGUCAGCGGUGCAACACAAGGCUAUGACGGUCUUGUAGCAUGCAGAUUUAUUCUCGGCUUCGUUGAAGCAGCGUAUUUUCCAGGAUGUAUGGCAACCCUGAGCGCCUGGUAUACCCGAAAGGAACUAUCUUUGCGUACUGCUAUUCUCUACUGUGGGUCUCUUCUAUCAGGGGCUUUCUCCGGACUGAUAGCCGCCGGUAUCAAUGACGGAAUGAAUGGAGUGAGAGGCCUCUUGGCAUGGAGGUGGCUAUUCAUAAUCGAGCAGGGCUCGAUCACAGUUUUGAUCGCUUUUGCCGCAUACUUCGUUCUGCCGAAUUUCCCUCACAAUUCGACUUGUAUAACUGAGCAACAACGAGAGCUCGCCAUCUGGCGACUAGCAAAAGAUAUCAGAGAAGAUGAAUGGGACUCUGAAGAGAAACCUACGUUGAUGGGCGGGUUUAAAGAGUGUAUAACCGACUCGAAGACUUGGUUUCUCGUGGUUCUCAACCUUGGUGCAGUUUCCAGCGGUACAAUAAACAGCUUCUUUCCCACCGUGGUAGAAGGACUUGGAGAAAGUCGAAUCCACACACUUCUACUCACGGUGCCUCCUUAUAUCUUGUCCUGCAUUGUUGCUAUGGCUGUUUCUCGAAAUGCCGACCGGACAGGUGAACGCUAUUUCCAUUUCACUCUACCCCUUUGGGUCUCCAUUGCUGGUUUCAUCAUAUCUGCAGCCACGACCGAAUUCGGUCCAAGAUAUUUUGCCAUGAUGAUUAUGCUUCCUGGCGUUUAUACUGCUUUUAUUAUUGGUAUUUCCUGGGUGGCAAAUACGCUUCCUCGGCCAUCGUCGAAACGAGCAGCUGCGCUUGCACUUACAAAUGCGAUAGCAAAUUGCUCAUCGAUCUAUAGCCCCUAUCUCUACCCAGAUAGUGGCGCUCCUCGCUUUAUUCUAGCCAUGAGUGUGAAUGCGGGGACUUCUCUGUUGGCAAUAUUUACUGCUACCGUUUUCCGAUUCAUCUUACAGAAACUAAAUCGGAAACUUGACAGAAGGGAGCUAGAAGGUGGAAACAAUGGAGGUUUUAGAUAUCUCCUUUAG
Molecule: messenger RNA, 1542 nt
Organism: Penicillium manginii
Lineage: Eukaryota; Fungi; Ascomycota; Eurotiomycetes; Eurotiales; Aspergillaceae
Exons: 8
Coding region: 1-1542 (513 amino acids)
Biological process (GO): transmembrane transport
Cellular component (GO): membrane
Molecular function (GO): transmembrane transporter activity
Source: RefSeq, a predicted model, not a curated record